AUGUCAUCUGACACAUCGUCUAUUAUUGGUGCUACAGAAAACCCCCCAGAUGUCAAUGGAUUGCCGUCAAACUUCCUCUCAAUUAUGGACAUCACGAAGGACCGUUCAAGUACACGCGGACGCAAGACUGGAGGUAAAACCAUCUAUACUUGCACUGCGUGUGGAGAUAAACGAUACGACCACAAGGCAAAUGCUGCCAAUCACGUCAGAAACAACCGCCCGGUCGCAUCCAGAUCCACCAGGUCUGUAUCGGGCACCCAGCGCUCAAUCUUCGCACAUUUUCGCCCUGUAGCAAGCGAGGACGCACUUCGAAAUGCCUUCAACCCGCAAGCAUAUCAGGAAGCAUUGAUCAGCAUACUCACGCGUCGGAGAGUGCCCUUUUCGGCUAUUGAAUGGGACAAGUUUAAACAACUCGCUCUCGCUUGUAACACAUACAUCAAAGACUCCCUCAUUACCUCACGGCGUACGAUGGUCCGAGAUAUUGCAGCAAACUAUGAUUUUUACAGCAGCGAGAUCAAGGACAGUCUCACCACCGCGUCAAGUCCGAUUCAUAUCUCAACAGACCUCUGGACAUCACCGCAUAGACAUUCUCUACUUGCUGUGUGUGCACAAUGGGUAGAUAAAGACUACCAUACACAACCCCCCUUUCGACAGCCCCACCCUUUCGUCAAGCAAAAAAAAAAGAGCACCACCAAAAAUGGACAACUUCACUUACACGAAAGUUGGUUAGAAUAA
This is a messenger RNA of Fusarium poae, 735 nucleotides long. RefSeq lists its product as uncharacterized. The record is from RefSeq and is a predicted model, not a curated record. NCBI's taxonomy places the organism in Eukaryota, Fungi, Ascomycota, Sordariomycetes, Hypocreales, Nectriaceae. The transcript has a single exon. Bases 1 to 735 code for a protein of 244 amino acids.